UAAAAUGACAUGACAAUGAUGAAAUGUCCAGUACACACACGUGCACACACACACACACACACACACAGAGACCUCAGUGGCGGUCUAUUUUCCCACAAGCCAGACAGCUCACCAAAUGCACUUGCGGAAGACAGUACUGGGGUGUUUGGCCGCAUAGGCAGCUGGCUUUCUCCGUGGAGGGUGAGAGGGAGAGAGGCCCUGCCUGAAGAUGAACCCCAGCCAAAGGCUCCCAUUCCCCGGCACGGAGACCACCUAGAGGGGUCCGGUGAGAACCACGAGGACGGGUCAGAAGGGGAGGAGGAGGAGGACAGACAAAGAGGGAAGGAAGGCGAGAGAAGAGCAGAGAAUCUCAGGAAUGUGAAUGACUCGGGCAGCAGCAACAAUAGAAGGAACCUACAGGUUUACCUGGAGGAGACUAGCGUGACACAGAACGACAGGAGGCCUGUUGUCGAGACAACUAUCAAGAAGACCUUCCAGGUGGUUUCAAAGGCAACCAGAGCGACACAACAAAGGGAGGCGGAGUCGGACGACGAGAUGGGGCGCAAGAACUCUGGACGGAGGCGGUCCCGAAAGGGCAAUGCCACAAGCCCACGGGAGAAGUCACCGCCAACCAGAAAUCUGCCCGGUCAGCCGCUGUCCAGCCCUCAGAGGGUAUGGGUGGAGUCUCACCUGGGAGAGGAGCCAGGGGACACAGAUCACGCCCCAGAGCUAGACCAGGACCCUCACACAAACAUAUACAGACGCGCACACUCCUUGGACUCCUUGGACGCGCCAGUGCUGGCCAAACUAGUUUCUGUAGACAUGGACAUGGACAUGGACAUGGACGAGGAUGACGAUGGCCACGUGGAGAGGAAGACGGAGACGCCCGAGUCCAAGCGACGAAGCGUCAAGGUGUCCCGCAGCGAGAAAGUCUUCGCCAAGAAGGUUCUGGUGAACUCCGAGCCGGCGGUGGAAGAGCAGGAAGUCGAGCAAAGCGGACGGAAACGGACAGUUGAUUCUGGAGUAAGCCGGAGGCAGGUGGCAACGGUUACGCCUAACAAGGGAGCAGCAGCCAAGGCAGCAGCGGAAGACGGCAGGUCUGGGGAGAAGACUGCUGCGAUACGCACCAUCGUCAAUCGCAUCAAGCUCUUCGAGAACCAAACAGGAAGUGUGGGUGCCAUCAAGCCUACGCAUCCCCGCAGUGCUGAUGUCUCUCCGGCCCGGUCCAUCGCAGACCGAGUCAAGUUGCUGGACCAGAGUGCCCACACCUCGGGUCAGCGGGCAUCCUCGGCCGACCGUGCCAAUAGUGCACGCUCCAGCUCCGCCCUGCCUGCUCGCCCGAAGGUGCAGACGGUUCGUGAGCUGGCAAAAAACGUUACUUCUACAGCAGCGGCAGCAUCAGCAGCAGCCAAUGAAAGCAGGCCGGCCAAAGUGAAAAACACACAACCACAAAACAAACACAUAGGCCCAAGCAAGCAAGAGACGAAGCAGCAUCCAGGGACAUUCAAGAAAGCUCAGCGUCCUCCUGAAGCUGCUGCUGCUGCACAGUCUCAACCUACCAUCAAAGGAAAGUCUAGCUCUGCUAGCAGUGUUACGAAAACUCUGAGUGCAGUGAACACUCCCUCGGAGCCAAGCUGUAAACCAGUGGAACAGGAACAAACUCCUCUGGCUCAACCUGCUCAGGGCAAGGACCACAUAACCCUGCAAGCCCCGCCAGAAAAAACACCCACACAACUCACACACAGACUUACCAGAGAAGCAGAAGAUACACCACCGGACAGAAUCUCACGGGAUGACAAGCCAUCCAGAGACACCCGUAACAAAAAGUCUUCACAGACCAAAGACAUCACAGACAUUUCUCGGAGAGAAAAUACAGUACCAGAUAAAGACAACCAGACCAAAGAGACUUCACAAUCCAGUGCUCAAACACUAGAGAUCCUUGACACUAAAGAUAGUGUUUCGUUGAAAGGUGUUGUAAAAACUGUAACCAAACAGACUAUUGCAAGUAAUAAUGGCUCCCAGGCCAAAGAUGUUGUCAACCAACAGAUCAAAGACACUCUCACAUCCAACAAUGGUCUCGCAAAUGACCAUACUAUACAAGUUAUAUGCACAGAGACGGAAGGAUCGAAAACUAAUAACAGUCCUGAAACACAAACGUUUCUGGAAAUUAAAGACAGUCCACAGACUAGGGAUGCUAAAAUACUAACUAAAGACACUAUGAAUCUCAAAGAUAAUCUUCAAAAUGAUGUCAGUCACCUCUCAAGAGAUAACACAACAGCUGACAAGAGCUCAAAUACACCAGGGACUGAGGUUAGUCCAACAACCGAAAACAUCCACGCACCUGAAAACGGUCAUCUAAAUGAAAAGAUGGUACAAAAUGAAGAUGGCCAACAAGCAAAUGAUUCCACAGAAAUGAACAAUAGUUUAGAUGUCCUAGACAGUGUGGUAACUAAAGAUAUGGUAACAACUAAUGUGGGCCCUCAGAAGGAAAGCCUGCGCCAAAGUGCUCUUGAAGUUAGUCCUGAGAUUAAAGAUACAGACACUGGAGGAAGUCUGGAUGCUGCAAACAUUCCAAAAACACUCCAAAAAGACAACACACAGACCAAAGACACUAUUCAACCUAAAGAUGUAUCUCCUCAGAAGGAGGAAGUUGCUGAACAAAUCGAGCAUUUACAAACCAGUGGCAUGUCUGGGUCCAAGAAGAGGAGCAAUAAAGAGGCUACACAGCCACAGAGUCCAACCAAUGACACUAAACAGGAAAUAACCACAUACAAACAGGAAGUACAAGCAAAGAUGGGGCUCUCUCCUCCAAGUAAUCAUGCAGCUGUGAAAGAACUACCUGAAGUCAAGACAGGGUUAGCAAACCAGAACAUGACUGGAGAGAGUAAAAUGCAGAACACAGAGAAAGCUCAAAUCCCUUUUUCAGAGCCAGUAGGGCAGACUGUCAUUGAAACAGUGGUUGAAACAGCUAAGCUGGCAGACAGAGAGUACAGUGACGCUAAGUCUCGGGUAGCUGAAAAUAAAACAGUGAAGGAGGAAGAAAAAGUAGUGUCUUCAACUGCAUCUGCAGAGCAGGCUUUGUCCCCAGUGCAGAACAAGAGAGUGGAGGAGAAGAGUGAAGAGGUUAGGUUUGUUUCAGAACAGCUGACAGAAGCAAAGAAUGAAGACACCAAGGUUUUCCCGGAACAGCCUACAAAAGCAAACAGUGAGGAAACUGUAGUUGUUCUAGAACAAUCUGCAGGUGACAGUAAGAAGACAGAGGCAAACACCCAACCAGCGUCUGUAUCCCCCCCUGCAUUUGACUCAAAUUCAUCCAAAGUUUUGAAGCAGGCUAACCAAACACCAGACAUUCACACAAGCAGUUCCACAGACUCCACAAAAAAGCCAAACACUGGAUCACAACAACAGUUGGUUAAAGAGGUGCCUGAUCAAAUCAAAAUGAAUAGCGAGGACCCCAGUUCAGGCAUAACAGAACAGCGUCCAUCCAAAGACACCACCAACGCCAUGUCUGCAGGAGCAGACGCUACAAAACAAACUCGACAAAGCACAUCAUCAGACACCAAGGAUACACAGGAAGACACGGACACCCAAACCAAGAAGUGUGACACAAACUCACCAGCUCUUGGUGUAAGUAUGACUUCUGCCGCACACUCUCCAGGUCAGAGUGCAGGGUCACAUUCGGGCACAUGCAUGCCGGCACAAAACAGUGGAGGCAUCACAGUUGCCCAAGACCCAAAGUCCACCAGCCAGUCACAAGAUGAAAUACCCAAUGGUAAGUCUGAAGAGCAAGCAGUCCCCUUGGCUAACAUGGCCAACGGAAAACCAGCUAAAAGCCUGAAUGAAGUUACAGGGACCAAAAUCACAGCUGGAGUAAACUGUGAAACUCAAUCAAACUCUCCUUCACAGAAAACCAGUAAUACUUCUACUCUUUCUGGCACAGUCAAUGAAACGUCUCCCCUUUCUAGCCCCGCUAGUGAGAAGUUAUCAUCUCUUCCAAGUUCUUCCAGCUUCCAAGACAGCACUCGUAAGAAGAACAAUCUGAAAAGCCUCAAGCUGAGAGAUUUCCCAGCCGCCUCCCAAGAUGCCCCCUCCAGUUGGCUCGAUGUCGAUGUCCGUCCAUCACCAAAGCCAAGGCAGCCAAUCCGCUCGCUGAAGCUCAGUGCCUCCGUGAGCAACCUGCUGGGCCCCUCAGGUGAGUUUGACCCUCAGGACUUUAUGGAGAGGGUGAAGAAGCUGGCCAUCCCUUUCUCCGUGCCGCCCCGCAGCAAGCUCAAGAUGUCCAGAACCAUGGCGCCGUCCUUCACCAUGCCUGCCAUCAAGGAGGACCGCUUUGAGAAGACCUUUGACCCAGAUGAGUUCAAGUUUGGCCUGAGGAAGAGACGUGAGUUUUCCCUGGAGCUAACCAAACUCCGAGAGAAGGUAUGUGGCGAAAAGGAACCGGUCGAGGACAAGCUUAAGAGGCCCCAUCUUGACCGGGGUAGCAUCCUGGUGAAGUCUUUACUCCUGAGAGACACAGAAGCUGCCAAGGAGAAGAUUGAGGAAGAGGAAGGAGGGAAAGGAGGAGAGAAGGAGGAAGGUGGGGAAGACAAAAGGCCGAAGAUUAAGUCACGGCUGGAAGGGAGCUCCAUACUGUCCAGUUUGAGAAGCUCCAGCAGGGGCAGUCGUCUCGGCCUGCUCUCCCCCAGAGAGGACACCGGGAGUGGGCCGACUUCACCCAACGAGUCCCUCUCACCCAGAUCACCAACGACAAUGACAACGAGUCCUAAUGACCCCACCAAGUCCUUUCUGGACCAUAACCACACUGGCUCGACUGCCGCUCAGUUAAACCAGAACCUGACCGAGAUCAAAAAGCACCUUCCUAAUCAGUCUAACAUUGUGAAAAAGAUCCCAACGGAGAUCACAAAGGACCCGUACUCAUCUAAUCAAUCUAAAGUUCCUGAGGCUAAUAAGAAACGGGCCACAAUCUCAAAUGAUCUCUUCUCAUUGAAUCAGUCAACACAGAUCGCAAAGGAUCCUUACUCAUCCAAUCAGCCUAACCUGCCUGAGGUUAACAACAAACUGACCCAAUCCACGCAAAGCUAUGUAAAGGGUGACCAAUCCAAUUCCCAGUCUAACCAAAGCACCCCCCAGAUCAGCCAAUCAGAGCCAAGCUUUCCUUCAGCAACCACCACUGACUCUGGACCUCGGCUUCCUUCCUUUGAUGACAUCAAGUUGCCGGGUUACCUGGAGAAGCUGCUCCCACGGGAUCAUGGGAAGGUCGACCCCCUGCAGAAACCCAACUCAGAGGUUACUCCUACUCCCUCUCUUCCCCCUGAGAUUACACCCAUCAGACCUCCACAGGACCAAACUAUGAUCAUGGCAGGAAAUGGAUCCCACAAGCGCCCUGGAAAGAUGGUGUUAUAUGAACGGCCUCAGUUUGAAGGACAGUCAUAUGAGGUCUGUAGAGACGUACCUGAUGCCACCACACUCAAGUUCUCACCAGUCAUCUCAGCAAAGGUCAUCAGGGGAUGCUGGAUCCUCUAUGAGAAGCCUGGAUUUCAAGGCCGUUCUAUUGCUUUGGAGGAGGGACCUGUUGAGCUGCCUAAUGAAUGGACAGAGGAGGGACAUGUCCACUGUCCAGCUAUGGUGAUUGGUUCAAUUAAGCUGGCGGUCAGGGACUACACCCUUCCCCACAUAGACCUGUUCCCUGAGCUGGAGGGCUGUGGCUUACAUACUUCAUACCACUGCGAGACAGAGCACGUGUCUGCCUAUGGAAUCCCCCAAUGCACCGCCUCCAUCAAAGUGCACAGUGGGUUUCUUGGCGGUGUUGGAGAGGGGGAGUAUCCGGCCCCUCAGUCCUGGGGGUUCCCCUCAGCUACAGUGGGCUCCCUCAGACCCCUACGCAUGGGUGGGCUGAAGGUGGAGAACCCUACUGAGGCAAAGGCUUUACUAUAUGAGAGGCCGGGCCUGGAGGGGGCGUGUGUGGAGAUCCAGGGAGACGUGCUCAACGUCAGCGAAGGACACGUGGCGACACACACACCCCUGAACCCCCACAUACGCACACACACCAACACACUCAAGACAGUAGGAUCAAUGAAAAUUCUAAGUGGCCUAUGGGUGGGCUAUGAGCGUGUCGGCUUCGAGGGUCGGCAGUAUGUCUUGGAGGAGGGAGAGUACCUGGACUGGCAGGACUGGGGUGGAGCCAACGAGUGGCUGCUGUCCCUACGCCCAGCACUAGUGGACUUUGCCUGUCCACAUAUGAAGAUGUACAGUGAGAGGGACUUUGGGGAGAGGGGCGUGGACAUCGACCUGAUGGGGGCGGUGCCUAACACACAGGACACCGGAUACGGACUCAACACACAGUCUAUCCACGUCCUGUCAGGAGUGUGGGUGGUGUUUGAAGGGGCUGAUUACUCAGGCCAACAGUAUGUGGUAGAAAAAGGACAGUAUGCAGGACCAGAGGACUGGGGAGCACAGAACAGCACAGUAUCCUCCGCUCUACCCGUGUUGCUGGAUGACCUGAGUGGCUCAUCUAAAUUCAAGGUGGAGUUGUACCCUGAGCCGGGACUGUCCGGUUCCGUUUUGGUUCUAGAUGAUUCUGUGUCCACCCUUCCUCCAGACUUCAGACUGCAGUCCUGCAAAGUUGUAUCUGGAAGCUGGCUGGCAUGUGAGCGUGAGGAAUACUCGGGGAGUGUGUGUGUUCUGGAGGAGGGAGUGUAUCCUGACGUGAGGGCCAUGGGGUUUCUGCAGCCCAACAUUACUGUGCGAUCUCUGCAGACCACAGGCUUUGAUUUCUCUAUUCCCUCUAUCGUUCUGUGUGAGCGUGCUGAUCUGAGGGGGAGGAGGGUGGUUCUGACGGCCGCCUCCGUCAAUCUGCAGCUCACCGGAGGAUGCAGCAGAACUCAGUCCGUUCUGGUCCAGGGUGGGAUGUGGGUGCUGUAUGAGGGGGUGAACUUCCGAGGGGCACAGAUUCUGCUCAGGCCUGGGACCGUCUCUGAUUUGCCCAAACUCUCUGGCUGGCAGCGAAUCGGAUCGCUCCGUCCUCUCCUGCAGAAGCAGGCGAGCUUCCGCCUGCGGAACCAUGAGACGGGUCUCUUCCUGUCAAUCACGGGAGCCAUGGAGGACAUUAAGCUGAUGCGUAUCCAGGCAACGACAGAGACGGGCGGAGCUGAGCAGGUCUGGGCCUAUCAGGACGGCUAUUUACAGUGCAAGCUGUUAGAGGACUGCUGUAUGGAGCCUGUGGGCAAACUGGUGAGGGCAGGAGCUCGUCUGUAUGUGACUUCAGAGAGAGGAAAACCCGACCAGCUGUGGAACGUGACCCCAGACGGCCUGAUACGCAGCAACACCAGCCCUGACCUUGUGCUAGAGGUCAAAGGAGGACAGCAGUAUGACAAACACCAUGUUAUUCUCAACACGUUCAACCAGAGCAAACUGAAUCAGAGAUGGAGUUUGGAGAUUUUGUGAGAAGCACAGGGGAAAUAAAACUGCCUUUGUGUCUCGGUCUCUGGGGUGCAGCUGCGCAGAUGGACAUACUAGCAACUGCCCUAAGGAUCAUAGGGCUCAGUGCUGCAGCUGCACCACAGCGCUCACAGACCCAUAGCUGCACUGUGGGUGCCAUGAGCUCAGUCAAAGAGCUGCGCCGUGGGACCCACAGUCCCUGUCAUGCAGCUGCACCAUAAGGCCCACAGCUCAGAGAUGCAAUGUUGAAUAAGCUGACACCACAUUAGCAUUAAGCACUCACCAACCUUCCAUACAAAUACCUCAGAUUGAAACACAUUGUACACAUAAGGAAGAAGUGGACCAGAUCACUCAGGAAAAAGGACUGUUUUGCGGAGGAGGACGUUGGCGGGAUGGAGUUGAACAUCUCUUCAUGUAGAAGAUCUUGUACGGUCACCAGCUUGUGAUGGUUCUCUUGCAGAUGGACUGGCCUUCUUUAUCUAAGCAAUAACCAGUACAUAUUAACAAGCCUUUUUUCAUUUACUCUGAGAACUUGACUUAUGUGUUUUUCUCCUUACACCGUAGAUGGUUAGACUUUUCUGUUAAUGUGUGGGCGUGAGGCAUUUGUCCCUUCCGUGCAGAUGACGCACACACACCUACACACACCUACACACACCUACACACACCACACGGUUGAAGGCGUGGAGGAAAUGGUCUUUUCCCACCGUGCAUGAUGAAGGGCAAAAGGGAGAAACUCCACUUUAUGUCUCAACCUCUCUCCUGCCCUAACACACACACACACAACACACACUGUAUCAUAUGGUUUUAAAAGAUGAUGUUUACUUGGUUCUGUUUUAUGAAAUAAACGUUUUUUUGCUGCUAUCUCUACUUUGGAUUCAACCUGUACAGGCAGAUGAACACACACACACACACACACAC
Clupea harengus (Atlantic herring) is the source of this 8334-nucleotide messenger RNA. Its product is annotated as beta/gamma crystallin domain-containing protein 1-like. The record is from RefSeq and is a predicted model, not a curated record. Gene Ontology annotation, biological process: lens development in camera-type eye; visual perception. The coding region runs from base 10 to 7422 and encodes 2470 amino acids. Gene Ontology annotation, molecular function: structural constituent of eye lens. Lineage: Eukaryota; Metazoa; Chordata; Actinopteri; Clupeiformes; Clupeidae. The transcript is spliced from 22 exons.